UGUUUCACCUCUCAGCGAUGGGUCCUCCUGGAGGAUGGACGUUCUGGACCCUGUGUGUGUGGUUCACUGCUCGGGGGACUGCGGCGCUCAGCGUGUCGGUGCCCGAGUCCGGCCUGGAGGUGGUCCAGGGGGAUUUUGUGGUCCUGCCCUGCUCCUUCUACACCUCCACACGUCUCUCCAGACUCAACGUGAUCUGGACCCUGGCCCCUUUCUCCAAUCCCGAAACCCCCAUUCAGGUGAUUGUGUACGACCAUGGACAGGUGAUCGAGGACCCCUCCCUCACCGGCAGGGUGGGCUUUACAGGAAUUCCCGCUCGUGCCGACAUCAUCCUGAAUGACACCCGGGUGUCGGACGCCGGGAUCUACCGCUGCAUGGUCAACAACCCGCCAGAGCCGGCGGAGCCGGGCAUCGGAGAGCUGGCCCUGAGCGUGCUGGCGCCGCCCUCGCUGCCCGUGUGCCAGUGGGACGGAGACGUCGACGUCGGCGGGAGCGUCAGGCUGUCCUGCUCGGUGGCGGAGGGCGUCCCCGCUCCGGAGAUCCGCUGGGACAAACUGAACCCCGAGGAGAUCUCGCUUCCCACCGAGAUCGAAGAGGACCUCUCAGGCUCCGUCCAGAUCGUCAACGUGUCGUCUCAGACGUCCGGCCUGUACCGCUGCUCUGCCGCCAACGACCUGGGAACGGAGAACUGCUACGUCAACCUGUCCGUCUACAGCACCCCGGACGCCCCGUCGGGCGUCCUGCAGGGCGUGCUGCUCACCCUGUCCAUGAGCCUGGUGCUGCUCGCCCUGCUGGCACUCGUGCUGUGGCUCCACCGCACGGGGCAGGACGGCAGGCGGAGGGAGGGGAAGGCGGCGGCGGCGGAGGAGGACGACGAGUGUUACAACGAGAUCCGGGACUCCCCGUCGCUGAUGAAGCGCUCCUUUGUUUGA
Messenger RNA from Salarias fasciatus (jewelled blenny), 929 nucleotides. RefSeq names its product immunoglobulin superfamily member 11. The transcript has 7 exons. NCBI's taxonomy places the organism in Eukaryota, Metazoa, Chordata, Actinopteri, Blenniiformes, Blenniidae. The record is from RefSeq and is a predicted model, not a curated record. The coding region runs from base 18 to 929 and encodes 303 amino acids.